UCUGCUCCGUCGGACCUCCACCCUGGUCUUCUGGCCAGAGCCCACCUCCCGCAUACUGUAGGCGGAUAUCUGAACUUUCUCGCGUUAUCCCGAAAGCGAAAGCACUGCUCCUGUCCGGCGGGGUAUGGAGAUGGUGGGUCUGCUGCUCCUGGUCGCGCUGCUCAGCCCAGGCUCAGAUGGCGUCCCGAGGGCCUACACGUCACAUUUAACUGUUGUCGCUGUGAGGAAUGAAGCCAUCAUCCUGCAGUGCAUGUUCUCGGUCACUCCGGGACCCAUUGACCCCAAAAGGGUGGAUGUCACCUGGUAUCAGUAUGGCUUCCCAGUGGCCAUGUUUCAGAAUGGAGUGGCCUUGGAGAGACAUGACGCCUAUCUGUCUGAAAGUGACAUCAGGCAAGGAAACGCGUCCCUGCUACUGAAGCCCGUCGCCAAGAGAGAUGAAGGACAGUACGAAUGUGAAAUCGCCCACGGUGGGAAGAAACAUAUGGUCAGUAUGUCUCUGACCGUCAGAGUUCCCCCCAAAGUCGUCGUUUUUCCAGAACGGGUUCAGCUGCUGACUGAAAACUCAGUGACGUGCGCGGCCAGGAGCUUCUACCCCAAGGCCAUCAGUUUCACUUGGAUGAGAAACGGCCAUCCUGUGAAAGAAAUGAACAGUACAACACCUCAAAUCAAUCGGGACGGCACAUACAACUCGGAGAGCGUCUACCGCUUCACAGCCAGAAGUCGGGAUGAGCUGAGCUGUGUGGUGGAGCACGAGGCCCUGGAGCAGCCGCUCAGGAGAUUCAUCACCUAUUUGGGGCGGACCGUUGCAGAGAUGAUGACUGUCAUCAUUCCAGUGCUCCUCGUCUUCAUCGUUCUUCUCCUUGUAUGUUGGUGGUCCUCAGUGCUCCUGUCACCUCUUGCCCAAUCAAAAGUAAAUAAUGUCGAGGGGGAACAAGCAGAGAUUCAAUGCACCCUCAAAAGCUGGACACUCACACUGGUCACUCUGCAAUGGUUUCUGAAUAGCCAGAAGAUCUCAUUGGACCAAAAGGGCCCCCCAGCUUACACCCUGAAGGGAGACACAGAAGAGAAAGGCAACCGUCUGAAGAAGACCACCAUCCUGCUGUUCACGGCAAGUAGAAAGGACCAUGCGGAGGCUGAGCUUAGGUGUCGGGCCACACACCGGCUCACCAGGAGGAGCGUGGAGCGCUCAGUCAUGUUGGGACAAGUGUACGCUCGCCCUCAGCUCUCAGAUAUUGAGAACAUCUCUGAAUACUCGGACGCCGAUGUGAAGCUCCAGAUUACAGCUGAGGAGUUCUACCCUCGAGACAUCGGUUUCACAUGGACCCUUGGAGAAGAGAGGGGGACCACCGAAAUGCCUGAGAUAAUAGACAACCCCGACGGGACAUUCAGCGCUAGGAGCAUCUGCUCAGUCCCGCUGUCUUGGGUUCAGAUGGCCGGAUUCAGGGUCUCUGUAGAAGUCGAUCACAUUUCACAGGGAAAGCUACUGAGGACGGCCACCGGCGACACCCCAGGUAUCGAUGGGCGUCCCCUGCUGUCUGACAUUCAGGUGGUCAGGUUUACAAAGCUGGGUGAGCCCUGCAACCUGAGCUGCACCGUCUCCAGGUUCUUCCCCAGUGCUGUCACGGUCACCUGGCUGAGAGCUAAAGCAGAGGGUGGACAUCAGCCUGUCACUGCAGGGUCACCUCAUUGGACAGCCACAGUGAACAGACCCACCCCGGAGAAGAGGAAUAACAUCUAUGAGGUGACCUCCGAGGUCCAGUUUACACCUAAACAACUGUCUGAGUUUGAGGAGAUGACUUACAUCUGCAGGGUGGGUCACAUGACCCUCAUGGGGCAGCCCAUCGAGAAGACGGCCGGAAAUCUGGAGUUAGAAGGCUGUCAGAAAAUGCCCAGAGCGAUGGAUUUAAAGAUCCACUUCGUGGAGCUCAACCAGCCAUGCAUUCUGAGCUGCACCAUCACAGACUUCUACCCCAAGGAGAUCAAGGUGACUUGGCUGAGAAGGGACAAGGAGAAGAAGCAAUGGGAAGCUGGGACACCGCAGUGGAAAGCCACCACUGCCCAUUAUGGCCCAUCGAUGAGAAAGAACACCUUUGAUUUGGUGACUCAGGUGAAAUUCACCCCCAUGCAGCUUUCUGAGCUCGAGGACAUGGAGUUCUUCUGCACAGUGCAGCACUUGUCCAUUACGGGGAAGUACAUGGAGAGGAGCUCUGCGGGGGUUUACAUACCAGGUUGGCUCCUGGCCCAGCAAGCAAAGAAAUUUGGAACUACAGCUGGAUAUGUGGACAACAACGAAAAGGGGUUCACCUCCAACCUCUACUUUGGGGAUGGUAAGUAUGACUGCCUCCUCUUCCUCAUCAAUAAUGGUCAGGUGGGGUUUGGGGUCUCCAUACAGAUCAAUUCCAAAGUGACAUCAGCAGGGGGUUGGUGGGGGGCUCACCUCCAUGAACUCUAGAACAUUCUGCAGGCUGUCCACCUUCUCUUAUCUAUGACCCUCUCAGAUGUUUGUCGUUCUUCUGCUGCUUUACGAAACGUCCUCAGCACUCA
This is a messenger RNA of Erpetoichthys calabaricus (reedfish), 2544 nucleotides long. RefSeq lists its product as uncharacterized. The transcript is spliced from 10 exons. NCBI's taxonomy places the organism in Eukaryota, Metazoa, Chordata, Cladistia, Polypteriformes, Polypteridae. The coding region runs from base 125 to 2452 and encodes 775 amino acids. The record is from RefSeq and is a predicted model, not a curated record.